Torulaspora globosa is the source of this 1089-nucleotide messenger RNA. RefSeq names its product Avo2p (gene AVO2). The coding region runs from base 1 to 1089 and encodes 362 amino acids. The transcript has a single exon. The record is from RefSeq and is a predicted model, not a curated record. Gene Ontology annotation, molecular function: protein binding. NCBI's taxonomy places the organism in Eukaryota, Fungi, Ascomycota, Saccharomycetes, Saccharomycetales, Saccharomycetaceae.
AUGCUUGGUGAUCCAUCGGUGAGGCUGCGGGAGGCAGUCAUUGAAGGAAACCUGCUGAUAGUGAAGAGGCUGCUUCGACGAUUCCCCGAAUAUCUGACAAACGUGGAUCCAUCCAACGGCUGGUCGUCGCUACAUUAUGCCUCAUACAAUGGAAGAUAUCUGGUGUGUGUUUAUCUAAUUCAGCUGGGACAUGACAAGCAAGAACUAAUGACGACUUUCAAGGGCAACACUUGCGUCCAUCUGGCGUUGAUGAACGGUCAUGAGCAAACCACACACUUGCUGCUACAGCACUUCCCCCGAUUCAUCGACCGGCCCGGAGAGCAUGGAAGAACUCCAGUGCACAUUGCAUGCAUGCGCGACCACUACCAAUGUCUAGGGCUGUUGAUGGGAGUUGGCGCCAAGCUGAAUGUCCAAGACGACGGUGGAGACACCCCACUCCACAUAUGUCUACAGUAUGGCAGCAUAAGCUGCAUGCGGAUACUGGUGUUUGAUGGCAGGAUUGUGGGUGACAACGUCAAGAAUAACUACGACCUAAGGCCUAGCGACGUGGCUGAGACGUUUGAUCUCGCCAAGGUGUACGCCAAGAUGCUGAAAGAUGCCCAAGUGCCCGGUGUGCUGGGAAAGCCGAGCUACAGCUCCUUCCGAACGCCCGUUCUGGCCUCCAAGGGCGUUUUUGACGACGGUCCAUCUCCGGUCUUGACGAUGAAUUCGCCAUACUCGCUCUACUCGCAACCGGCUCCAACGCCGCAACUGCCGAGAAUCCCGCCUAGUCGCAGGCCCUCCACGACACGCAGCAACAAGUCUCCUGGCGCCGGCGCCCCGCUGCCGUCGAGACUCGCAUCGAAAGAUUCCUCUCUUUCCGCUUCAAGCUCCUCGCUGCAUAGAAAGCCCACAAACAUCACCAGAUCGUCCGCGGAGGCAUCGCCGUCAAAGAAUGAAGACGCACCCGCGCCGGACGACAACGCCUCAGACGCAAACCCUGAAGCCAGCGCUUCGCCGCUGGCAGGAUCGCCCAGAAACGAGCCGCGAAGAAGAGUGUCCCUGUUGAACAUCCCGAUAACAAAACUACGUUUACAAGGGUCCCAGUAG